AUGAGUUUUGCAUUGAUUAAUCAAUCUCUAUUAAGUAAUAUUGGUAUCAGUGUCAAAUCUAAUGUUCCUACAAUUUUAUCACGAUCAAUACCAUUAUAUUUAAGAAAUUUUACUAAAAUUAAUUAUUACAAGAGAAAAAUGUCUACUACUUCUGAUGUUACAAAGAAGCCUUAUAAGAUUCAUGAUUUGAAUUUUAUUAAACCGGAUUUGGAUGACAGGUCUUAUCGUUUUAUUGAACUGCCAAAUAAGUUUAAGGCUCUGUUGAUACAUGAUGCUUCAACUGAUAAGUCAGCUGCUUCAUUGGAUGUAAAUAUUGGUGCUUUCCAAGAUCCAAAAAAUUUACAAGGUUUGGCACAUUUCUGUGAACAUUUGUUAUUUAUGGGGUCAAAGAAAUUUCCAAAUGAAAACGAAUAUAGCAGUUAUUUGAAUAAGCAUGGUGGUUCUUCCAAUGCUUAUACAGGUGCACAAAAUACAAAUUACUUCUUUGAAAUAAACCAUGAACAUUUACAUGGUGCAUUAGAUAGAUUUUCAGGAUUUUUCACUUGUCCAUUAUUUAAUCCAAAUUCGACUUCUAAAGAAAUCAAUGCUGUCGACAGUGAAAAUAAAAAGAAUUUACAAAAUGACGUUUGGAGGAUGUAUCAAUUAGAUAAAUCCUUGUCAAAUGAAAAGCAUCCAUAUCAUAAAUUUUCUACUGGUAAUUUGAAAACUUUAGAUGAAAUGCCAAAAAAGGAAGGUUUAGAUAUUAGAAAUGAAUUAUUAAAAUUUUAUAGUGAUUCAUAUUCUGCAAAUUUAAUGAAACUGUGUGUCUUGGGUAGAGAAGAUCUGGAUACAAUGUCGGACUGGGUUUAUAAUUUAUUCGAAGCUGUGCCAAAUAAUAAUCGACCAUUACCUGAAUAUAACGAACCCAUAUUACUAGAAGAAAAUUUAAAAAAAAUUAUUCAUGUUAAACCUGUAAAAGAUUUAAAAAAAUUAGAAAUAACUUUCCUAGCACAAGAUAUGGACUUAUUUUGGGAAUCAAAACCUCAACAUAUAUUAAGUCAUCUAAUAGGUCAUGAAGGUUCAGGAUCCAUCCUAUCACAUUUGAAGACAUUAAGUUGGGCUAAUGAGUUAUCAGCUGGUGGUCAUACUGUAUCAAAAGAUAAUGCAUUUUUUUCAAUCGAUAUUGAUUUGACGGAAAAUGGUUUCCAACAUUAUAAAGAAAUCGUUCAUAUUGUCUUCCAAUAUAUUGAAAUGUUAAAGAUUUCCUUACCGCAAGAACGCAUCUUCUUAGAAUUACAAGAUAUAGCAAACGCGAGUUUUAAAUUUAAACAAAAGGUUAAUCCAUCAAGUACUGUAUCUAAUUUAUCGAAAGCUUUGGAAAAGGAAUAUAUUCCAGUUGAGAAUAUUUUGAGUACCGGCUUAUUCAGAAAAUAUGAUCCUGAAAUUAUGAAGAACUAUGUCAACUCAUUAUCACCGGACAAUUCAAGAAUCACCUUGGCCGGUAAAGCUGUAGAAACUGAUUCUAAGGAAACUUGGUAUGGUACUGAUUAUAGAGUCGAAGAUUAUCCAAAGGAUCUUUAUGAUACAAUCAAAAGUCCAGGUUUAAAUCCUAAUUUAUCAAUUCCUCGUCCAAAUGAAUUUAUUGCUACUAAUUUUGAUGUUGAAAAGUUCGAUGUAAAUGAACCUUUGGUUGAACCUUUAUUAUUGAAAGAUUCUCCGGUAAGUAAAUUAUGGUACAAAAAAGAUGACAGAUUUUGGCAACCAAGAGGUUUCAUAUAUAUCACUAUGAAAUUACCACAUACUCAAGCAAGUGUGAUCAAUAAUCUAUUAACUUCUUUAUAUGUUCAACUAGUUAACGAUUCGUUGAAAGAUCUACAAUACGAUGCAGCAUGUGCAAACCUACAUCUGUCUUUCAGUAAGACAAAUCAAGGUUUAGAUAUUACAAUUUCAGGGUUCAAUGAUAAAUUAAUUGUACUACUACAAAGAUUCAUUUAUGGAGUUAGUGUCUACCAACCAAGUAAGUUACGCUUUAAAAUUUUCAAAGAAAAGACUAUACAGAAUUUGAAAAACUGUUUGUAUGAAGUUCCAUACUCACAAAUUUCUACGUUAUACAGUUCUUUGAUUAAUGAAAGAACAUGGAGUGUUAAGCAAAAGUUAAGCAUUAUAGAAAAAAUUACUUAUGAGCAAUUCCUUGCAUUUUUACCAACCAUCUAUGAGGAAUGUUAUUUCGAUGGAUUAGUUCAUGGAAAUUUUAGAAAUGAAGAAGCUGUAGAAAUAGAUUCAUUGGUUCAAUCUUUGAUAACUACUGAUAUUGUUAAUUUACAUGUUAAAAACACAAGAUUGAGAUCAUAUGUCAUUCCAAAUGGUGAAACGUAUAGAUUUGAAAUUGACUUAGAGGAUGCAGAAAAUGUCAACUCGUGUGUUCAACAUGUAGUUCAACUAGGAGGAUAUUCUGAAGAAUUGUCAGCAAUGAGUGGUUUAUUUGCACAAAUUUUAAAUGAACCAUGUUUUGAUACAUUAAGAACUAAGGAACAAUUAGGUUAUGUUGUUUUCAGUUCCAGUUUGAACAAUCAUGGUACUGCAAAUAUUCGUAUUUUAGUACAGUCUGAACAUUCUACCCCAUACUUAGAAUGGAGAAUCGAUGAGUUCUACAAGUCAUUUGGUGAAACUUUACGUAAUAUGUCGGACGAUGAAUUAGAAAAGCAUAAAGAUGCAUUAUGUAAGAGUUUAAUGCAAAAAUAUAAGAAUAUGAAAGAAGAAAAUUCUAGAUAUACAGCGGCUAUUUAUUUAGGAGAUUACAAUUUUACACAUCGUCAAAAGAAAGCAAAUUUGGUGGCCCAGAUUUCUAAAGAUCAAUUAAUAAAGUUCUUUGAGGACCAUUUCAUUAGUGCUAAUGCUGCUAAACUUGUUAUUCACUUAAAAUCCAAAGUUAAGAGCAGUGAUAAAGAUAUUAAUGAAGAUAAAUUGGAUGUUAAGAAAUAUCCUACUGGUAAAUUGAUUACAGAUGUAGAUGAAUUUAAAUCUAAAUUGUAUGCUGCACCAAUUCGCCAACCAUUAAAAAAGUUUGAUGUUUACAAACCAUAA
Messenger RNA from Vanderwaltozyma polyspora DSM 70294, 3063 nucleotides. It is a transcript of the gene STE23, whose product is annotated as metalloendopeptidase. The record is from RefSeq and is a predicted model, not a curated record. Gene Ontology annotation, cellular component: cytosol; mitochondrion. NCBI's taxonomy places the organism in Eukaryota, Fungi, Ascomycota, Saccharomycetes, Saccharomycetales, Saccharomycetaceae. The transcript has a single exon. The coding region runs from base 1 to 3063 and encodes 1020 amino acids. Gene Ontology annotation, biological process: peptide catabolic process. Gene Ontology annotation, molecular function: metalloendopeptidase activity; metal ion binding.